Molecule: messenger RNA, 5798 nt
Organism: Delphinapterus leucas (beluga whale)
Lineage: Eukaryota; Metazoa; Chordata; Mammalia; Artiodactyla; Monodontidae
Source: RefSeq, a predicted model, not a curated record
UCUGGAUGGAUUGAUGAAAGCUUCCUGGAGGAGGUGGCAGUUGGGCUGGGCCUGGGACAGUAGGUGGGAAAGUGAAUGUGCUUUGUGGGCUGAGCUCUUCAGAAGGAGGGGCCCAGGCUUGGGAUCAGUCAGACUCCCGGCUCCAGCUCUGCUCUGCCUGUCCCUUGCUGGCUGUAAGACCUGGGGUGAGUUGGCUAAUUCUCUGGGUCUCGUUUUCCUCAUCAAUAAAACAGAGGUAAGGGGGCCUCCUUUAUGAGUUGCUGUGAGGAUUCAGUGAGAAAAUACAUGCUAAACCCUUAGCUUAGCAGCAUCUGGAGCUCCUCAUGUGUUGGCUGUUGUCAACCUCAUUGACUCCAUCCUUUCUGCAAGCCCCCGGGGAAGGUGUAGGGGACAAGGCGGAAGCAGUUGAGGCCCCUGUCCCGCGGCUCUGGCACCCUCUGGGGGAAGAUAAGACCCAGAUCCUGACUGCUGCAAAGCAAGGUGUUGGGAGGAGGCAGCAGGCCCCAUGUGAUGGGUCCUGGGCUGGGUGCUGGGCCACCCUGGGUUCGAAUCCCAGCUCUGCCUCUGCCUAGCUGUACCACCUAAGUCACUUCACCUCUCUGAGCCCGCUUCUCCUCUAACAUGGAGAUGAGGGGACUGCUGACCUCCUGGCUGCUGUUAAUGAAGCCAGGGCCUGGCAUGGGGCAUGUGGUGAGCACGCCCUGGUGAAAACUCUGACUAAAACAAAUAAUAUGCCAAGUGAUGAGGUUAUUAAGCGGUGUAGAUAAAACACUGAUGAUCUGGGGAUUGAGCGUGUAGAAAGGAUAGGAGACAGAGACGGGUUCCGGGUGGAAGGAUGUGCGCAAACCCACGGCAGAGGCUGGAACUCGCAGGGCAGGUGUGGCACCACGAGCCGCUGGACUCCCUCUGACGGCUGCUGAGGGCGCAGGGAGCAGGUGAGCGAGCUCUCGGGCAGACCCUGACGUCAGGGACCCUGAAUGCCAGGAUGAGGACUUGCUGCUUGGUCCCCCAUGUCCUGGAGAGGAGGAGAGAGGCCCGACACAGAGUGGAGCCAGGCGGGAGGAAGAUGGAUCUGGCAGCGUGGGGUGGGUAGAUUGUCGGGGGAGAGACUGGGGGCGGAGAGACCAUUUAAAAGGCUGUUGCGAAAUCGGUUUUCCUGAUAAAGAGCUAGGCUGAGUCAUCUGUGGAGGAGAGAAGUCAUAUCCAGCUCCUCCGCGUUGCCGUCAACGUGGGAUUUUCCUCUUUGUCAGCUAGUCGAUUGGCUGCCUUUCGCGGAGGCUUUGAGAAGCAAGGCCGGCUCAGCAUCCGGAGGGAAGCUGGGCUGCAGGGAGGACCCAGCCGGACGCUGGGCCGGAGCACUAGCCUCACCGAGAAGGAUCUAAAAGAGGCCAAGGCGAGGAGCCAGCAGAUCGCAGCCCAGCUGACCACCCCUCCCAGCUCCAACUCCCGCGGCGUCCAGCUCUUCAACAGGCGCCGGCAGAGGGUGAACGAGUUCACCUUGGAGAGCCACGGCCAGAGGGGACAGAAGCCCGGCCAGGAGUCCCUCAGGGUGCCCCCCGCCAGCCCCACAGGCCAUGCCCCAGGGCUCAGCCUGAGUCCCACCUCCCUCCCUGAACCAGGCCCUCCGAGAAACCCCGCCUGCCAGAGCGCUGACACAGGGGUCCCUGGUCACAGCAUGGAGGGCUCCUCAGAGGAAGCCAACUUGCUGCGGCACCUGGAGAAGGUGGCCAGUGAGGAAGAGGAGGUACCACUGGUGGUUUAUUUAAAGGAGAACGCGGCCCUGCUGACGGCCAAUGGGCUCCACCUGUCCCAGAACCGAGAAGCCCAGCAGACACCCCCAACUCCACCUCCGGCCGAGGUCCACAGCCCAGCCACAGAUGCCAGCCAAAACCCUCCCUCACCCGGCGCCACGCUCAUCACGCCAGCUUCCAACAGCAACCACAACCUGCCAGCCACAGAUGUCGAUCAGAACCCACCGGCAACUGUCCCCCCACAGAGCCUGCCACUGUCCAGCGUCCAACAGAAUUCUUCACAGGCACAGCUCCCGCCGAAGGGUGCAGUGCCAGAUUUCAAACCCAGCACCCAGUGUGCUGGUGGGCAACCCCAGGAGCCAGCUGUGGAGGUGAGAUCCAGCACCCUACUAAUUGACAAGGUAUCGGCUCCACCUACCACCACCAGCACCUUCUCCAGAGAAGUGACUCCCAUCUCCAGCUCCAGGCCCCCAGCCCCAGAUUUCAUGUCCAGCUCCCUGCUCAUUGAUAUCCAGCUUGGUGCCCCAGUGGCGUCCACAGAACAAGAGAUUUCCGGGCGGGCAGCUGCCACCACGCCCACCAAACUGUACAGCGAGGUCCACCUCACGCUGGCCAAGCCCCCAUCUGUGGUCAACAGGACGGCCAGGCCCUUUGGGAUUCAGGCACCGGGCGGCACGAGCCAGAUGGAACGAAGCCCCAUGGUAGAGAGACGACAUCUUGGAGAGAAGGGUCCCACUCCCCGGCCCCCCAGCGUGGCAGACAGGAGCCCUCGGCCACAGAGACACAUCAUGUCCCAUAGCCCCAUGCUGGAGAGGAGGCCCGUGGCACAGCGAAGCCCCGCCUUGGAGAGACGCCCCUUGGGGAACUUCACCCCGCCCCCAACCUAUGCCGAGACCUUGUCCACAGCCCCCCUGACUUCCCGGGUUAGGUCUCCCCCCUCUUACUCUGCCCUGUACCCCAGCUGCGACCCCAAGCCUUCUCAUCUAAAGGGCCAGGCAGUUCCUGCCAGCAAGACGGGCAUUUUGGAGGAGUCGAUGGCCCGCAGGGGCAGCCGGAAAUCCAUGUUCACCUUCGUGGAGAAGCCCAAGGUGACCCCGAAUCCGGACCUGCUGGAUCUGGUACAGACAGCGGACGAGAAGCGGAGGCAGAGGGACCAGGGGGAGAUGGGCGUGGAGGAGGAGCCCUUCGCGCUGGGGGCCGAGGCCUCCAACUUCCAGCAGGAGCCCGCACCCCGGGACAGGGCCAGCCCCGCAGGUGCCGAGGAGAUUGUCCCCGAGUGGGCCUCAUGCCUCAAGUCACCGCGUAUCCAGGCCAAGCCCAAGCCCAAACCCAACCAGAACCUCUCCGAGGCCUCUGGGAAGGGGGCCGAGCUCUACGCCCGCCGCCAGUCCCGCAUGGAGAAGUACGUCAUCGAGUCUUCGGGCCACGCGGAACGGGCCCGCUGCCCUUCACCCACCAUGUCCCUGCCUUCGUGCUGGAAGUACCCCACCCACGCGCCUGGCGGCUUCCGAGUGGCGUCCCGAAGCCCGGCUCGGACCCCGCCUGCCUCCCUCUAUCACGGCUACCUGCCUGAGAAUGGGGUCCUGCGCCCAGAGCCCUCCAGGCAGCCACCCUGCCAGCUGCGGCCCUCGCUCUUUGUCCUCUCACCCAUCAAGGAACCUGCCAAGUCCUCGCCCACAGCCGCCUCGCCUGCCAAGCCGAGCUCCCUGGACCUGGCGCCCAGCCUGCCCAAAGCAGCCCUCCCACCGUCGCCUGCCCUGCCUCGGCCCUCCCGCUCCUCCCCUGGCCAGGAUGGCCUCCAGCCCACUGCCGUGAGCCCUACCUACAGCAGUGAUGUCUCGCCCGUGUCUCCCUCCAGGGUGUGGUCUCCCCGAGCCAAGCAAGCCCCCAGGCCCUCCUUCUCCACCCGGAAUGCCGGGAUCGAGGCUCAGGACCGCCGAGAGAGCCUGCCCACCUCCCUGCCCUGGACGCCGGGCGCGUCCCGGCCCCCCAGCAGCCUGGACGGCUGGGUGAGCCCGGGGCCGUGGGAGCCGGGCCGCGGGAGCAGCUUGAGCAGCCCCCCGCCGCUGCCGCCGCCGCCGCCGCCGCCGCUACCGCCGCCGCCGCCCAUGUCCCCCUCGUGGAGCGAGCGCUCCGUAUCCCCUCUGCGACCUGAGACCGAGGCGCGGCCCCCAAGCCGCCAGCUGCAGGCACUCCUGGCGCGAAACAUCAUCAACGCGGCCCGGCGCAAGAGCGCCUCCCCGCGGCCGGCGGGCGCUGAGAGCCUUCGGCCCUUCUCCCCGCCGAGAGCGCUGCCACCGCCGCCACCGCCGCCGCCGCGCAUGCGCUCUCCCCUGCCGUCCCGACCCGGCCAGGCCGCGGACCCCGGGACAACGUUCGCUCCCAUCCCCCGGAGCCCACUGCCCGCCAGGCCCUCGCCCUGCGCUAGUCCCCGGAGCCCGCUGCCCGCGCGACCCAGGCCCUUCCCCUACCGCCGCUCGCCCACGGACUCCGAUGUGUCCCUCGACUCCGAGGACUCUGGGGCUAAGUCGCCCGGCAUCCUCGGCUACAACAUCUGUCCCCGCGGAUGGAACGGCAGCCUGAGGCUCAAGCGUGGCAACCUAUCCACGGAGGCCUCCUGCACCACCUAAAGGCUUCCCCGCCCACACCCCAUCCCUGCCCCGGGAGAGCCGAGCCAGAAGAAGUGUCGUGGGGCUUGGGAGCUCCCAGCACCAUGUCCCCAAGGGUCUGGCCUCUUUGAUAGCCCCAGAGAUAAGGGGUCAGGGGAGGAGAGCUCUGGGCUUGGGGGUGGGGUGGUGAUCCAAGCUUGGGUUCUAGCCCUUGCUCUGUCAUUCAGUCAUUGUGGGAAAGACCCUUCCUCUGCUCCUCAGCUUUCCCAUCUGUUUAAUAGAGCUUUGGCCAAGGCAAUCUCCAAACUUCUAAAUUACCCCUUCUAUCAGUACACACACACUAGUGCCUUGGAAGAGGCAGGGUGUUGUAUGUAUGGACCCCUAGACUUGCUGCAUUGCAGGGUUCCAUACUCUCCGCCCGCCCCCCCCCCCCCCCCUGCCCCCGAUCUCUGGAGUCUGGUAAAUGAGGGGUGUGUUCAGAGGAUCCUACGCCUGAGUUCCUUGUCCAGGCCCUGGCUUGACCAUCUGCCUCCCUGGCACCAAGUCCCAGGCAGGAGCAGCUGUUUUCCAUCCCUUCCCAGACAAGCUCUAUUUUUACCAUGGUGACCUUUAGAGAGGGUCUCCCAGGCCAGCUCAAGGUGCCCUGCUGGCUUCUCUGGAGAGAAGAGGAGGGAAGAUUCCUCCUCUCAGAUCCCUCUCAGGCUUUUUUCUCCAUCCCAAUCCAGGCUUCCCAGGGUCUCCAGAAAUGAUGCUAUAGGUGUCUCCAACCCAUCUAUCCCUUCCGGGCCCUUUCAUGGCAGGCUCUGGGCUCAAAGCUGAGCUGGGCAGAGAAGAGUUGAUACGGAGCUAUCUGUUAUCCUCUGGCUUUACCUGGUAGCCUUGAGUUUGAGGUUGCCCAUUUGGAAAGAGGGAGGCAAAGAGUUCUUUGUUAUGGGUGGUAUGCAAGCAGUGGCCAGGAUGCACAGAGGAGAUUCUAGUAGGGAAUGGACUGGCUCAGAUGACCUCUGGGGGCUCUUCCAGUCCUGAAAUGCAUUCCACAGUAUUAGGAAGGGAGGGAGAGUAGUGCUGGAGGAUUGGCUAGGGAGAUGAGCUUGGGUGGGUGAGUGAGGGGUUAGACCAGAGUCUGCCUGUGUUUCUGGUUCCUUAGGAAGUACUCCACUCUUCAGUUUCAGGCCCCAGCAUCCAUACUGUGCCCAGAUGAUGGGGCCCUGUUCUGCCUCAUCUCUUUCCCAUCACACUCUGGCCUAGCCAGUGUCUGGUGCCCAGUGACCUUGGGGAGCCUGGCUGCAGGCCCUAGCCUGUCCCUUAGGCUAUAGUGACUCUGAUUCCAAUCCCCAGGAGGGACACAGGGAGGAAUGUACCUCGGUCCUAUAGUUUCCAGAGUUGGCUGGUGGUGCCCUCUAGAGGUUCAGAAUAUCAGUUUCAGGAAACUAAGUGU